GACCCUGAAAAACUCUGACUAGCUCGCUUUCCAAGAAACGCCUCUGAAACCACUGGCACCAGAUGAGCGAACAGUCCAGCGCUGCACAGGUACAGACCUCACACGCUCCGGGUCCGCCUCCCGCCCUCCGCGCUGCGGGAGAAGCCCCCCAGCCCUGGGGUGGGGGGGUCCCGUCGAACCCGAAGCGCCCACGCCGCCCGUCACUUCCUGCACUGCGGGGUCCGCAGCGGGGGAGCGGGGGUUCCCCGGCGAACCCGUCCGGCGGAGCCCGCGGGGAGCCCAGUCCAGCCCAGCCGGGCCAGGUCCCGCCCCACCGCGGGCCCCGACUUGGUGACCUUGAACGAGUCCGAGAACUUUCUCCAGGCCUCUGCGCCCGGGUGUGCAGGGGAGCCGAGGGGCGCGUCGACCCCGCUCCCAGCCGCCGCGUGCUGCCAGCUCCUUGGGGGUGCGGAGCCCGGGGGCUGCGCUCGGAGGGUGAUGCCCAGCCGCAGGGCGGGGGUCCCUCUGAGCGCCCCCGGGGGCUCAGGGGGUCCCUGCGGCCGGCUCAGCGUAGAGGGAACCCCCAAAGCCGGGGCCCAGGAGCAGCGGGUGCGGGAGCCGAGGGGGGACACCUCCACCCCCGGCUCGCGCCCACCCGCGGCCCGGAGAGGGGCGGGGCCGGGCCGGUCCAGCCUCGCCGGCGCGCACCCCGCGGACCCCGCCCUCGGGCCCGCCCUCCGCUGGCCCGCGCCCCCAUUGGCGGCGUCGGGCAGCGCGGCCGCUGUUAUUUUUCGAAUAUAUAAGGAGGUGGAGGUGGCAGCUGCGCCGAGAGGCUUCCCGGGCCCGCGGCUGCUCCCCGCGUUCCUCCACCCCUCCCCGCCCUUCCCGCUCCCCUCUCCUCCUUCCUCGCCUCCCUCCCUCCCCUGCUCCCCGAGACCCCGCGCCCCGCGCCCGUCCGGGGCCCGCGCCCGCGGCGAUGGAGCGGCCCCCGCCGGAUCCCGCGCCGGGCUCGGCUCGCAGCCCGCCGGCCUCCGCGCGCCCGGGACACCUCCCGGGGCUCCGGCUGGGCAGCCCGCCGGGGUCCCCGCUGCGCCCGCUGGCCGCCUCGCCGGUCACCAGCCUGGCCAAGAACAUGCACAAGCUCGCCGGGCUCGGCAGAGACGCCCCAAGGGGUCAGGCAGGCAGCCUGCUCACGUGCCCGUCCCUGGCCCGUCUUGGGUCUGAGUCCUCCUUGUCAUCUGAGACUUCUGAAUCUUCAGAUGCAGGUCUCUGCAUGGACUCUCCCAGCCCCCUGGACCCCCAGCUGGCAGAGCAGACGUUCGAGCAGGCCAUCCAGGCGGCCAGCAAGGUUAUUCGCAAUGAGAAACUCGCCUUUCGACGAUUCCAGUCCUUACCAGGGCGGCUGUUGGGACACAGUCCCGUGCUGCGGAACGUCACCAACUCCCAGGGACCCGGCGGCUGGAGGAAGAGGGAGGCCUGCAGCCUCGCGGGGCCGGAGCACAGCCCCAGGAAGGACAAAGAGAACGAUGGGUUUGUCUUCAAGACGCCGGGGACGCCCACAGCCCCCAGCCAGGCUCCUGCUCUGGCCAAGUGGAUCGUCCACAAAGAAGCCUUUGCCCAGAGGCCAAGCUCAGCACCCAACCUGAUGUGCCUGACCCCGGAGCGGAAGAUGGAGGUGGAUACGCUGAGCCCUCUAGCCCGAAGCCCCUUCUCCCUGACCCCCACCAAGGGGUCCCCCGAGGAGGAUGAUGGAUUCGUGGACCUCUUGGAGAAGGACCUAAAGGAUGACGAUUCGGUCCCCCCGAGCAUGGAGAGCCUCAUUAGCGCCCCACUGGUCAGGACCUCGAAGAAGGAGGAGGAGCAGGACCUCGUCAUGUUCAGCAAGUGCCGGCGUCUCUUUCGCUCCCCGUCCCUGCCCUGCAGCAUCAUCCGACCCAUCCUGAAGCGGCUGGAGCGGCCGCAGGACCGGGAGGGCCCCGUGCAGAGCAAGCGCAGGAAGAGCAUCACCCCUCCCGAGGCGGAGGACGAGGAGGAGCCCGAGGAGCCCAAAGCCCGUGUCCUUCGCUCCAAGUCCUUGUGUCACGACGAGAUCGAGAGUCUCCUGGACAGUGACCACCGAGAAUUGAUUGGGGAUUACUCCAAGGCCUUCCUCCUGCAGACCGUGGACGGGAAACACCAAGACCUCAAAUACAUCUCCCCAGAAAUGAUGGUGGCUCUGCUGACGGGCAAAUUCAGCAACAUCGUGGAGAGGUUCGUGAUUGUGGACUGCAGGUACCCCUAUGAGUACGAGGGCGGACACAUCAAGACGGCCGUGAACCUGCCCCUGGAGAAGGACGCGGAGAGCUUCCUCCUGGACAGCCCCAUUACGCCCUGCAGCCUGGAGAAGAGAGUCAUCCUCAUCUUCCACUGCGAAUUCUCCUCGGAGCGGGGCCCCCGCAUGUGCCGAUUCAUCAGGGAGCGAGACCGGGCAGCCAAUGACUACCCCAGCCUUUACUACCCCGAGAUGUACAUCCUCAAAGGCGGCUACAAGGAGUUCUUCCCACAGCACCCGAGCUUCUGUGAGCCCCAGGACUACCGGCCCAUGAACCACGAGGCCUUCAAGGAGGAACUGAGGACCUUCCGCCUGAAGACCCGCAGCUGGGCCGGGGAGCGGAGCCGGCGGGAGCUGUGCAGCCGCCUGCAGGAGCAGUGACGGCCGUCCCCUGCCGUCCCCUGCCUUCCCUGCCCGUCUUGCUGCGGCCUGCAGAGCCUCCGGAGGACCCACUGGAGGCCCAGGGGUCACCAGGAGAGGGACGGUGCGGGUGUCCUACCCUCUGCUCCUGGACCCCUCCCCUUCCUCUCUCUGGCCCCCACCCCCGCCCCCACCCCCCACCCAUCCGGUGCCUGGAAGAGCCCGACUGUUGACUGAGUAGGAUUGGAUUAGGUCCAGCUCAAAGGAAGAAUUUUGGGUCUUGGCGGGUUGGGGCCUGGUAACUGAUUUGGGCAGGUUGGGGCCUGGUAACUGAUUUGGUGUCGCCCUUCCUUGUUUGUGUUUAUCCUUUGUCGCCCUGUGUCCAGGAAAGCCCGUUUUCUCUCGGGGCUUGGUUUGUGUGUGUGGGAACCCUCCCUCCCUGGGCUUCUCCCGCCUUCCCCCUCCCGCUGGGGGUGUCUGCCCCGCCUUUCUCUGUCCCUUUCUCUGUCCCUCCCAGCACACACCUAUGCUCUUCUUCCUGUUUCAGUGUUACCUGCAGUGUUACCUGGGGUCUGCUGGGACCCCUGCUGGGGACAAGCAUGGGCUGAGGCUUAGGCCCCCCUGCUGCCCAUCAGGGGCCCUCUUUCACUUGGGCUUGGUGUCAGGGUGCCUCGGAUGUUCCUCUCGGGGGGUUCCUCAGCCCCCCUGGAAACUCAGCCACUACCGCCCCAACUCUGAACCCCAGCAUCUGACAGACCGACCCCUGUGGAAACACCUCGGCCAGUGCGCGUCUGUCUGUCUGUGUGUCUGUCCGAAGGGAGGCAGGGGUGAGGGGGCCAAGAGCAGACGUGACCAGGGAGGGGAACAGCUACGGAAGGCCCUGCUGAGUCUCUCUUGGGGCUUUUGUUCAAUAAAGCACUGAGCAAGC
This is a messenger RNA of Sorex araneus (European shrew), 3578 nucleotides long. It is a transcript of the gene CDC25B, whose product is annotated as cell division cycle 25B. Gene Ontology annotation, biological process: protein dephosphorylation; G2/M transition of mitotic cell cycle; positive regulation of G2/M transition of mitotic cell cycle. Bases 956 to 2671 code for a protein of 571 amino acids. Gene Ontology annotation, cellular component: cytoplasm; nucleus. Lineage: Eukaryota; Metazoa; Chordata; Mammalia; Eulipotyphla; Soricidae. Gene Ontology annotation, molecular function: protein tyrosine phosphatase activity. The transcript has 16 exons. The record is from RefSeq and is a predicted model, not a curated record.